AUGGCUCAGCACAAGGCAUCCUUCCUUCUUGAGAAGCACGGUAAACUUGAAGUGAAGACUCGCCCUACCCCUACCCCACAAAAGAACCAAGCUCUUGUCAAGGUCACUGCCGCUGCGAUCAACCCUGUCGAUUGGAAGAUCAUCGACUACGGUAUCUUUUUACAAAAUUUCCCCGCCGUUCUAGGAACCGAUGGAGCUGGGGUCGUCGAAGCAGUGGGCCCGGAGGUGAAUGAUUUUAAGGUCGGAGAUAGAAUUUUUUUCCAGGGAGCAUACGGUCGUGAUGACGAAACAACGUUCCAAGAGAAAGCGAUUGUCCAGACCGAUAUUAUUGCUAAGAUCCCAGACAACAUCACCGACGACCAGGCAUCGACCAUCCCAGUCGCUGCUGUUGCCGCACUGGUCGGCCUCUUUCAGAAGACUGGCAUCGAGGUGCCAGUGAAUGGUCCCACCGCCAACGGAAAGGGGGUUCUGAUUCUGGGAGGAAGUUCAUCCGUUGGUCAAUUUGCUAUUCAACUCGCUCGUAUCGCUGGCUUCUCGCCUAUUGUUACGACUGCGUCGGCCCAACACAAUGACUUCCUCGGGUCGCUCGGAGCAACUCAUGUAUUUGAUCGCGACGUGGAUGCAAAGACUGUCCAAUCUGCUUUCUCUACGCCAGUCGCUCUUGUUGUAGACUCAAUCUCCCAGGCUUCGACUCAGGAGCUUGCUUUCGAGGUCUUGACUACCCCCUCGUCCGUGCAGGGCGCCCAUCUCGCUAUUGUGCUCCGCCCGCCGAUUCGCUCCCAUCAGUUCAGGGACCUAAGCGUACCAUUCUGGCAAACUGUCGGGCAGUGGAUCAAGGAUGAGAAGCUUGUACCUAACCGGGUACAAGUUGUGAAGGGAGGUCUUGCCGCGGUACCAGAAGCUUUGGAUCUUUCGCGCAAGGGUCACAAGGCAUCCUUCCUUCUCGAGAAGCACGGUAAACUUGAAGUCACUGCUGCUGCAAUCAACCCUGUUGACUGGAAGGUCAAAAAUUUCCCUGCUGUUCUGGGGCUUGACGGAGCUGGAGUCGUUGAAGCAGUAGGUCCAGAGGUGACUGGCUUUAAGGUCGGAGAUAGAGUUUUUUUCGAAGGCAUUUACCGUAGCAGCGACGAAACAACAUUCCAAGAGAAAACCAUCGUCGAGACAGAUCUCAUUUCUAAGAUCCCAGGCAACAUCACCGACGAUCAGGCAUCGACCAUCCCAGUUGUACUAUUACUGCGUUUUUUGGUCUCUUCCAAAAUACUGGCAUUGAUUGCGUCUGUUGGUCAAUUUGCUAUUCAACUUGCCCGUAUCGCUGGCUUCUCGCCUAUUGUUACGACUGCGUCGGCCCAACACAAUGACUUCCUCAAGUCGCUCGGAGCAACUCAUGUGUUUGGUCGCGACGUGGAUGCAAAUACUAUCCAAUCUGCUUUCUCCACCCCUGUCGCUCUUGUUCUAGACGCAAUCUCCACAAAUUCUACCCAAUCACUUGCAUUCGAUAUCCUGACUACUCCCUCUCUUGCACCAGUCGCACAUCUUGCAAUCGUGCUUCCGCUCGCUGACUCAGUCAAGGAGAAGAACCGUGGAGACAAGGUCACUUGGAUCAAGGAUGAGAAGCUUGUACCUAACCGGGUACAAGUUGUGAAGGGAGGUCUUGCCGCGGUACCAGAAGCUUUGGAUCUUUCGCGCAAGGGUGUGAGCGGUGUGAAGGUCGUAAUCCACCCCCAGGAUUGA
This is a messenger RNA of Rhizoctonia solani, 1731 nucleotides long. RefSeq names its product Zinc-binding dehydrogenase. The transcript is spliced from 14 exons. The record is from RefSeq and is a predicted model, not a curated record. Bases 1 to 1731 code for a protein of 576 amino acids. NCBI's taxonomy places the organism in Eukaryota, Fungi, Basidiomycota, Agaricomycetes, Cantharellales, Ceratobasidiaceae. Gene Ontology annotation, molecular function: oxidoreductase activity, acting on NAD(P)H.